AUGGCCUCUCUUAUCCCCAUCCUCGCCCAGCUUGCAGUGGCCAGCCUUGUCAUCCGGGUGGCUUAUCUUUGCUAUUUCCAUCCUCUGGCACGCUAUCCAGGGCCCUUUUGGGCCCGCUUUACGAACCUGUGGCGCUUCUUCACCUUCCUUGGCGGUCACCACCAUCUUUCGGAACAGCAGUUGCAUGAGAAAUAUGGCCGCGUAGUCCGUGUCGCCCCAGAUUGGCUCUCCUUUUCAAGUUUGGAGGAUUUUGAUGCCAUCUAUGGAUUCAACAAGUCCAUUGAGAAGGGAGAUUUUUUCACCUUUGGACGAGGUUCCAGUCAAUGUGAAGCGAGUAUCUUCUCCACCAAAUCGAACUCCCUCCAUCGUCAGAAGAAAAGGAAGGUUUUUGGACCUGCCCUAUCAAGUGCCAAGGUAGGGAAAUAUGAAUCUGUUAUUACCAAGCAUGUAGCAGUCUUGCUGGCACGGUUGGAGUCGUCGCGACGUCCAGCGAAUGACAGAAUUGCUGCUGUAAAUGUGGCCCCUUUGAUGUCUCAAUUCACUUUGGACACGAUGCUGGAGGUCUUGUUUGGCCCGGCUGUAGCAUCACACCCAUAUACUGAUAGUGCCGUGGCCGGUGACAUCUGCUCGCAGCUUCGCAAAAUGACCAAGAUGGCAUGGAGCUUUUCUCUUUGGCCCUUCUAUGGGUGGGUCAUGAACAGUCGACCCGUCAGUGCCUUUCUUCGCAGGCCCUUUUACCAGAAAAAGGGGGUGCCAACCGGAAUGGCUGGCCUCAUGGCCGCGGGCCAUAUCUCCAUCACGCGGAAUCCAGAAAGCAUCGCCCGGGCUCCGCAACCCGGUAUUGUGAAAAGUUGGCUGGAAGUUCCUGUCGACGACGCAAAUCGUAUGACACAGGGCGAAGUCCUGGCAGAGGCUAUGAAUAUGGUUUUCGCCGGCCCUGGGAGCAUGGCGGCCGCUCUCACGGCCAUACUUCGCAAGGAGGCGGUGUUCUUUGGAGGCAACACUAUGGCUGCUUCUAUCCCGCUCGAGCUGCAAGCCGUGAUAAAGGAGACAAUGCGCUUGCGCGCAGUAUUCCCCACUGCAUUUCCUCGGGUGAUCAAGCCUGGCGCUGAAAGAGUCAUUCCCAGCCUGUCGAGUCCGCUACCGGUCGGCACCACGGUGUCGGCGAAUACGUACGUCCUGGGUCGGUCGCGCGAGCUCUGGGGGGAUGAUGUCGACGAAUGGACCCCACAGCGAUGGCUUGGAGAUGAUGAACACCGACGGCAGAUGGAAACCAAGUUCAUUGCGUUUAGCAGAGGUCCCCGUGGCUGCAUCGGAAGGGAUCUGGCCAUGCUCGUCAUAGCAAAAGCGGUGAUGGCGCUCCUCCAGCAAUGGCAAAUCCGAAGCGUAGGACAAUUGGAAGGUCGAAGCUGGCUGGAAAUGCAGUACGACGACUGUUGGCUCGAACUCGAGCGGAGAAUCCCGGCGUGGUGAGCGAUGAGGUGGCCCCGGUCGGGGUCCCGUUUGGGGGGGGAGAGGGUCGGGCACCCAUUUGGGAGGCCGUCAUUUGCUAUAGUUCAGAAAAUCGCCUCCAGAUGCCUCUGUAGACGCCUAGAUGGAAGGCACAGCCCGGAGAGUGGAUUUGGAAGGGGGGAGGGUCAUCGUUUCCCUCAUUUCCCCUCUUCUUACUCAGGCAGUCGCCGCCACGAACGAUUCUGGAUCCGGCAAGGAUGACCCAGGGAGGGUCUUUCCUACAAUCUAUAUCAAGGCCCUCCUUUCCCCGGCCUUGGGGAAGCGUUGUUGUUUGCUGUUCCAUACCCUUGGAUGACUAAUCCAUCUCAGAUCCUCGCCCUCUUCUUC
Molecule: messenger RNA, 1839 nt
Organism: Aspergillus sclerotioniger CBS 115572
Lineage: Eukaryota; Fungi; Ascomycota; Eurotiomycetes; Eurotiales; Aspergillaceae
Product: putative cytochrome P450 pisatin demethylase
Exons: 3
Coding region: 1-1473 (490 amino acids)
Molecular function (GO): iron ion binding; heme binding; monooxygenase activity
Source: RefSeq, a predicted model, not a curated record